Molecule: messenger RNA, 1717 nt
Organism: Sitodiplosis mosellana (orange wheat blossom midge)
Lineage: Eukaryota; Metazoa; Arthropoda; Insecta; Diptera; Cecidomyiidae
Product: transcription factor Ken
Exons: 3
Coding region: 186-1577 (463 amino acids)
Biological process (GO): regulation of transcription by RNA polymerase II
Cellular component (GO): nucleus
Molecular function (GO): DNA binding; protein binding
Source: RefSeq, a predicted model, not a curated record
GGCAACACUACUAGAACAUACAGCUGCUAGAAAAACCAUAAUUGACGCAUUUUCAUCGACAUCUGUCAUUUAUUUGAAUCUAAAAAAACAAACUACACGACGCGGUGACAAAUUAUUUUUUCUAAUUUCAAAUAAUAUUUGCCUUUUCCCCACAUCUAUGGUAAGCGUGCUUUAAAGAGUGGAAAAUGGACUCGCCAACAAUACUGCGUACCAUCAAAUGGAAUGAUCAUAAGAAGGAGAUUAUUGAGGAGCAACAGUAUUUGUUUGACAAUAAUUUGGAAACGGACUGUACGCUAAUCACUGCAAAAGGAGUCCGUAUCCAAGCGCAUCAGAUUGUUUUAUCGUCGUCGAGUGAUUUUUUCCGGAAGAUAUUCAGCGAAUUACCAUCAUCGGUCGAGUCACCAACAAUUCAUAUACCAGAUAUUGAUAGAUCAGUAUUAGAAGCUAUACUUAAAUUCAUUUACACUGGCGAAACCAAUAUCGCUUCAGGCUAUUUGACAACCUUACUCGAAUUCUGUAAUUUCUUGGAUAUCAAAGGAUGUGUCGCUAAUGGUUUUACAUUGAAUGGAGCUGGUUUGAAGGUAGGAGGUGAUAUCAAUCCAAAAGAUGAAAAUGGAAUCAAUAAGCUAUACAAUAGUUCGAGCGAGAGUUGGUCAUGUGAAGAGUAUAUGGUGGUUACACAAGCGGAGAGUGUAAACAGUGAAGAGGAGAGCAUUGAGCCUGAUUAUUUAGAGGAGUAUCUAGAAGAUGAUGGAAUAAUUAAGGAGGAACAAAUGUUUAUGGAAAAUGAAUACGAUGAAGGUAGGCAAGAAGACAAUGAAUUCAUAUCAUUUGAAAUCGAAAAAGAAGUUGAAGAUAUGCCGAGUGUGUUUACAAAAGACGGUACAGACACUCCUGAGAGCAGCAGCAAACGUCAGCGAAAUAUAAGUCGACCAGGUACGCGCAGUACAAGCUCACAAAUUGACAAGGCUUUGAACGAAGUAAACAAUGGCAAAACCAUUCACCGACUGUCGGUAGAAUAUAAUUUACCACGUUCGACUUUGUACCAUCGGUUCCGCAACAAUGAAAAUUUGAAACAGAACUAUCGACUCGAACGAAAAUCCGCACUAGACAGUGCUGUACAAGCCGUGUUACACGAACGACUAAGUUUGAAAAUGGCUGCCGAUAGAUACAAAGUCCCAAAAACGGCUAUUUGGCGCGAGGUACGAAAGUGUGAACAGUAUCAACCAUCGAAUAAAGAAGUCACCGUGGAAAGACAAAAUGCGCAGCGUGAAAUUUUGUCCGGAAAAAGUUUGACCAGUAUUAGUGCUAAAUAUGGUAUACCAUUAACUACACUUCAUCGCGACAAGAAAAAGCUAUCCGUCGAAGGAAAACUGCCGGAAUCGUUUCGCGUUAAAGAUCGGACUGAGAACUCUGAAUAUGGCCAAAGAUUGGAGAUGGCUUUGAUAAAGUGUCGCAGCGGAAUGUCACAGUAUCAAGCGGCGAAAUUGUUUAAUAUUCCAAAAGCGACCAUGUGGCGGUAUGCAAACGCAUUGAACAAAUCCAACCGAAAAUCAAAAGUCAAACAAAAUGAGUAGAAUGAUGGGAUACGUAAAUCAUGUAUAAAUUUUAAGUCGAUCUUUAUUAUUGUAAUUCUAAGAAAUCAACUUACAAACUAUAUCUAGCGUUUUUUUUUUGUAAUGUACAGUUUGAAGAAAUAAUUGGAAUUAAAUACAAA